AUGGGUUGCAUCACCAGCACAACCAUCAACCCGGCCGACUACUCCCCGGCCGUCCGGCGAAGCAUGGGCAGAGCCAUCUCUACAGUCACCACCGACGCCGCCACUCUCCACUCACUCUCAUUCACUGCCCUCCAAGCCGCCACCUCUGCCCUCGUUGAUGUCGAGCGUGAUGCCUUUGACAAUAUCGUCCAACUCAAAGACGAGAUCUCCGCCAAUCCCGACCUCCUCUUCAUUGUUGAACACUACCUCGAGAGCAGCAUCCAUGCUCUCCGCUUCUUCACUGUUCUCAAGUACUCCCUCUCCAAAGCCCGUGAAAACGAGCUCCUUGUCCGUGACGCCCUGCUUCUAUUCGAAGAGGGCCAAGACCUCUCUGCCACCCUUGAGAAGCUCCAGGAGUUCAAGGAUGAAGGUGAUCCCUUCACCGAGAAUUUCUUCAACGAGUUCAAGCUCGUGUGCGAGCACCAGCAGUCCAUCCUCCAUGAGCUUCUUCUCCGCAAGCAAGUUCUAGAUGAGAAGCUUCGCAAAGUCACGGCAUGGAGGAAGGUCUGGCACAUUAUUUACUCUGCUGUCUUCGCUGCUGUUUUGAUUUGCUCUGCUGUGCUCGCUGCCAUGUCUAUGCCGUCCGCUGUGAUGACUGUGGCCUCAGCUGCGUCCAGCGCCAUGGAGCAGCUGAAGCAGUGGGUUGAUUCAGUGUGGGAAAGGUUUCAGAAAUCUUAUGAAGAGGAGAGAAGAGUGAUUCAGUCGCUAGGGAAGGGGACGUUAAUUGCCAUUCAUGAACUUAAUAGCAUGAAGUCUCUUGUGGAGGACUUGGAGGAGAAGAUUAGGUAUUUGAUUCACAAUGCUGAUGUGGACCCCACUUGGAGAUUGUAG
Molecule: messenger RNA, 870 nt
Organism: Dioscorea cayenensis subsp. rotundata (Guinea yam)
Lineage: Eukaryota; Viridiplantae; Streptophyta; Magnoliopsida; Dioscoreales; Dioscoreaceae
Product: UPF0496 protein 1-like
Exons: 1
Coding region: 1-870 (289 amino acids)
Source: RefSeq, a predicted model, not a curated record